AUUUAACUAGAAUGCAAUAAUAAUAAUAAACAAACUAAUAGGAACUAAGAUAGAUUUUUUAGUUAUUUUCUUAAGAAGGAGGAGAUGAUAUUAAUAUAGCUCAAAUAAAUUAAUUAAUAAAAGACUUAGAAACUAUAAACAUGGAUUCUUAAACAUUAAAUGUGCCUUAUUAACCAGGAAGAAGAUUAGCGAAAAAAGUAAAUUCAAACGACAACCUAGAAGAUGCUCAAAAAGAUAGUUCUCCUAAAUCACCAACAUAUGUAUCUGUAACUGAACUAAAGUAAAAAAUUAUUUUUGACAUAGAUAUUUUCCUAAUAAUAAGACAACAAUGUAAUUUUAAGAUUUUUCGGAGCUGUUUAAUGAAUGCAUGUCAAAUAAAGAUUAACAUGACGAAUUAUUGGAAAGUGCAUUUGCUAUUUUUGAUUUCGAUAAAUCUGGUCAUAUAGAUUCAAAAAAAAUAAGAAAAGUAUUUUAAAAAUUCAAAGACAAUACAAGUGAAGAAGAGAUUUAAAGUAAUACUAAUAUUAAAUUUAGAUGUUCUAAAAUUUUGUGGAGUGUUACAUGAUUAAAUGUCUUUGUAGGAGUUUAAGGAAUUUUUUAAGAAAAAUUUAUGAUCAUAUAAAAUAUGAUAAAAAUUAUUCAAACUC
This is a messenger RNA of Paramecium sonneborni, 647 nucleotides long. NCBI's taxonomy places the organism in Eukaryota, Ciliophora, Oligohymenophorea, Peniculida, Parameciidae. The record is from the annotation of a GenBank genome assembly.